Stylophora pistillata is the source of this 2076-nucleotide messenger RNA. RefSeq names its product rab5 GDP/GTP exchange factor. Gene Ontology annotation, cellular component: endocytic vesicle; cytosol. NCBI's taxonomy places the organism in Eukaryota, Metazoa, Cnidaria, Anthozoa, Scleractinia, Pocilloporidae. Gene Ontology annotation, biological process: vesicle-mediated transport. The record is from RefSeq and is a predicted model, not a curated record. Gene Ontology annotation, molecular function: guanyl-nucleotide exchange factor activity; DNA binding; zinc ion binding.
AACAAAAUGGCGAAGUGACGUACUCCGAAUUGUUGAUGGUGGUUUUUUCAUUUCGAUAGCUAGCGCAGUUGCCCACAAGAAAGCCAAUAAUGGCUGAUCGGAGUAGAACAAGAUCCAAAAUUCUCGAGAGGUUAAAUAAUCCUGAACUUCGCUGUAAAACGGGGUGUGGUUUCUAUGGAAAUCCUGCAUGGAGAGGCUAUUGUUCAGUAUGCUACAGAGAGGUGUAUCUAAAGCAGCAGAGGGCUCGAGCUGCCUCACAAAGCAGAGAAGAUGCACUAUCUGGUGGUUCUCACAAUUUCCAAACAGAAGUGGCACAGGAAGAGGAAGAAUCAGGAGGAAAACUCAAGUUCAAUAAAUUUGAAGAGAAAAAGAGGUUUCAAUUAGAGUCCAAAAAUUUGUUUCCUGACAGACAAAGUGUUAAGAAAUUAUUCAAAAAGAGUCCAGGCAGAGCUUCUGUACCAGACGCUGGAAUUUUUAGCCCAUCUCCAGUUGAGCCUCAAAAGAGUGGUUCAAGUUUUCGGGAUUUCUUAAAGACCAUAAAGAAACCAGCAGCACAAGAUGUCAAUCAUAAAUGCAACGUGUUUGUUGAAACGAUUUUAAACAACCCAUCACUGAAGGUAGAAGAACAGAGUCAGAUGGUUCAUGACUUUUAUGGGGCAAUGUCAGAGCACCUACAGUCUCAUCAGUUGUUUCAAAAUCAACCACAAGAAGGGAUUGACAGAACAUUGGAUGGAGUAGAAAAAUACAUCAUGACAAAGUUAUAUAAAGUUGUUUUCAGUCCAGCUUCCACGGAUGAUGAAGCAAGAGAUUUGGAAAAUCAGAAGCGUAUGCGAAGUUUUAACUGGAUAACUCCUCAGCAUCUGGAUGCUGCUAUAAAUCCAGAUAUUGAUGCAGUUCAGCAGUUGAUUGAUGAAGCACAACAAGAUCUGGUGGAAAUAAACACAAGGAGAGCUCCUCAGGAUAAACUAGCAUGUGUUGUGCGUUGCUGCAAGAACAUAUUUAAAAUUAUUCAUUCCUCAACACCCGAUGGUGGAGCAGUUAGUGCCGACGAUUUCCUUCCUUGCCUCAUUUAUGUCGUAUUAAAAGCAAAUCCCACAAUGUUACAUUCCAAUGUUCAAUAUAUCUCCAGAUUUUGUAAUCCUAACAAACUGAUGAUGGGAGAAGCUGGAUAUUACUUCACGAACCUUUGUUGUGCUUUAUCGUUUAUUGAGAAGCUUGAUGCUCAGGCAUUAUCCAUGUCUCAGGAAGAGUUUAACAGAAACAUGUAUGGGGAUGAAAGUGACGGCGCGGAGCAAACCAAACCCAAAGCAGAGCUUCCUGUGACUUGCAAGGGCCUGGAACUCAUGAAGUCCAAUCUCGAGGUGCUUGGCACUUUAAGGGAACGCCAAGUUAAGCUUAAGGAGGACGCUCUUUUAUUCCAAGAACAAAUGACAGAAUUCAGGAACAAUAUAGUAAAGGAGGUCGACGCUAUCUUAGCCGGAACAAGUAAAGGAAACACGUAUCUGAAACCAGCUUUAACAGUAGGCGAGCCGCUUGAGACAGGUGUGACUGCGAGUUGAUUAACCAAACGCGACACAUCAAGGAAAUUUGCAACUGAGACUUGAAUCAGUGCAGAAAAGGGGCAUCGAUCUGUUACACGUUACACAGUUCUAUUUUGAUUCAUAUUUUGCACAGACCUGUUACUUAGGCGAAGAUAAAAACAGAACUGUUCUACGCUUCUUACGAAGCGACAAAUCCACGCAACAAUCCAAAAUUAGUUUAAUAGCAGGAGCAUUUAAUUUUCUACUAUUUCAAGACGGAUUUGCCAUGAAAUUUUUACCGCUUCAUAAUAUAUUUAAGAAAUUGUGUGCGCUUUCAUCGGUUGAUCGGUAUGAUUAGAUGCGAUGCGCAGAUGGGUGCAUUCGCGCCUAUUUUUAAGAAAGGUUUUAUAAUAAUAGGACUUUUAUCUUGUGACUACAAUAGCGGGCAAUCCCGGCCGGGAGGAUUGGGAGAGUUUUCGAAAACUAAACAAGUCCUUCAUUGCAUCUCGUGUUCGUUUAAUUUUCUCAAAUUCUCCCAGCCUUCUCUCCCCCCCCC